AUGAAGGGCUUGAACGGCGGCAUUCCUCUCGCCGUGCUGGCGGCCACUGCGCACGCCCAGGGUGGUAUCUACAAGGGCCCCCAUGGCGAUGACACCGGCAACGCUGCCUCUGUUGGCCAUGAGAACUCUGCUUCCAACACUGCCAACCAGGACAUCAAGGAUGAUCACUCGUGGAAGGGCUACCCCGGCUGGCCUUACUAUGCUCCUCCUCCCACUUGGGGACAUCCCUGGAAGCGAGGUGAUAUCAACGAGGGCCCUACCGGCGAUGACACUGGCAACAAGGCCACCAUCGGUAUCGAGAAUGAAGCCGAGUCUGAGACGACCCAGCAGAUCAAGGAUGACCACUCAGUGAAGGGCUACCCCGGCUGGCCUUACUAUGCUCCUCCUCCCGGGUGGGGACGUCCCUGGAAGCGCGGUGACAUCCAUGAAGGCCCUACGGGUGAUGACACUGGCAACAAGGCCACUAUCGGUAUCGAAAAUGAGGCCGAGUCUGAGACGAACCAGCACAUCAAGGACGACCACUCAUUGAAGGGUUACCCCGGCUGGCCGUGGUGGAAGCGCGGCGAUAUUAAUGAGGGCCCUACCGGCGAUGACACUGGCAACGCGGCCAAUAUCGGUAUCAAGAAUGAAGCCGAGUUUGAGACGACGCAGCAUAUCAAGGAUGACCACUCAGUGAAGGGCUACCCCGGCUGGCCUUACUAUGCUCCUCCUCCCGGGUGGGGACGUCCCUGGAAGCGCGGUGACAUCCAUGAAGGCCCUACAGGUGAUGACACUGGCAACAAGGCCACUAUCGGUAUCGAGAAUGAGGCCGAGUCUGAGACGACUCAGGACAUCAAAGACGACCACUCGUUGAAGGGCCACCCGGGUUGGCCUUACUGGUGGUACCCAUACCCCGGUCAUCCCAACCCUCCUUACCACGGUGCAAACCGCCCUGCUGGCGGCUACCACACCGGCAUGAAGGAAGCCCGUGACGCCCCCGGAAGCAUCCACGAGGGUCCUCAUGGCAAGGACAUUGGAAACGUGGCCGUCAUCCCCAUCAAGAACAGCGCCAGCAACGACUUCAAGGGAUCUUACAAGGAUGACCACAGUGUGGACAUCGACUACUCCUGGCCGUGGCACCAAAAGCGCGCCUUCGCCCCUUCCGCUAGCGCUGCUAGUGAGGAUGGUGAGGAUGAGGACGUUCAGCAAUCCCCUGCAAUCACCAACAACGAAAUGAGCUACCCCGGCCAGGACUCCCACGCCGCCAACGACGCAGCCUGCCAGGCCUCCGAGGUCACCCACACUGUGACCAUGACCCGUACGCACACAGCGAUGGCCACCGAGACUGCUCUUGCCGAGGAGGACCCCGAGUUCGACGCUGCCCAGACUCCCACCUCCAGCCAGGCUGCUCAGAACCAGUACCCCAGCCAGGCCAUCCAGAACCCCAAUAUCCACAGCAACAUGGCCAGCCAGCCGGCCCCCGUCUCUACCCCGGUUGCGCAAGGCUCCCAGGCCUAUGCCCCCGAGCCAACCCCGAACCCCAACGUCCACAGCGACAUGGCCACCCAGGCUGCCCCAAUCCCCACCCCCGCUGCGUACGGCUCUGAGGCGUCUGCGCCCUCGCCCACCUCGGGGGCCUACCACGCGCCCGCCGAAUCCGAAAUCACCAUGGGCACCGCCGGCGCCUACACCGUGAUCCCCGUGUACGUGCCCGAUGGCGCCGCGCACGGCUCCGUCGUCAUCCAGGCUAGCAGCACCCCUGCUUCAUCUUCUAGCCUGCUGUUCCACGCGCGCCCCACCGGCGCCUCGCCCGAGCAGAACGCCGCCUCGUCGUCCUCGGCCACCCCCUCUUCUUCCCACGGCCCCGUUGCCUUCACCGGUGCUGCUGGAAAGCUUGCUCCCUCUGCUGGUGUCUUCACGGCCCUUGCUGGUGUUGCUGCUCUACUUGCCUUUGCUCUGUAG
Messenger RNA from Aspergillus versicolor CBS 583.65, 1941 nucleotides. RefSeq names its product putative GPI anchored protein (gene CweA). The transcript has a single exon. Lineage: Eukaryota; Fungi; Ascomycota; Eurotiomycetes; Eurotiales; Aspergillaceae. The coding region runs from base 1 to 1941 and encodes 646 amino acids. The record is from RefSeq and is a predicted model, not a curated record.